Parnassius apollo (apollo) is the source of this 1440-nucleotide messenger RNA. Lineage: Eukaryota; Metazoa; Arthropoda; Insecta; Lepidoptera; Papilionidae. The record is from the annotation of a GenBank genome assembly.
AUGAGGAUCGAUUUUAUAUGGAUUUCACUUCUGUUCUUGCCUUUUGGUGUAAUGCACACCAAGCCAAUCCAAGUACACCACAAAGAGAACAAAGAUGAUUAUAAGGAAACAAAACGCGGUGCCACGCCCGAAAUUCAAAAUGAACAAGUUAUAUCCGUAAGAAUAACGUCGUCUGUUGCAGUAGGUAGAGGCAAAGGAAAAACAAAUAUACUACCUGAAAAUAAACAACUGCCACAUACCAACAUCACAAUACCACCGACUCUUAAUACACAAAUCACAAAUUCUACAAAUCCAACUACAAUCGAAGACAUUGAAGACGAAAAUGUAACUGACGUAAUGAUAAAAUAUGCCGGCGCCAAUAUAGACUUUAUCAAACAACUACAGGCACGGAAAGAAACAAGAGGCCUAAAUAAUUUUGAACAGGUGAAUCCUUUUGAAUCUGAUAUUAAACAAUUUAAUUACAGCAUUUCCGAAGAAUAUACAACAGAAUUUUAUGAUAAAUCAGUAACUGAUGUAGAAGCUACAGCAAGUGAAACUGAUGAAACAGUUGAAAAUGUUCCAAUGGGGAGAUCUAUUUCAUCUUUAUCGGCAAAAAAAUAUAUACAAACUUUAACGCAUGAAUCAUUGUUCGAAAGAGAUAGAAAUACACGAGUUACCACAGUCAGUUUUAAUAUUGUCCAUGACAUUCCCAAGCAUUUUUCUACUUACGAGCACCAAAAUAACAGUUUUGGUCAAAAUAAAUCUUUUCAUAAUGCCCAUUUAAAGGUGUAUAGUGAACCAGCUCAGGUGUAUAGUGAGCCGGCUAAAUUUUACAGUGAACCAGCUAAAUUCUACAGCGAACCAGCUAAAGUAUACAGUGAACCUGCUAAAGUAUACAGUGAACCUGCUAAAGUAUACAGUAAACCUGCUAAAGUAUACAGUGAACCUGCUAAAGUAUACAGUGAACCAGCUAAAUUUUAUAGUCAACCAGCCUCAUUGCAUCUGACACCGGAACCUCUACCGAACCAUACCCCUUGGCGACCACGUUCACAAACUACACCUGUAACUAGUUCGACAAAUGAAGCAGAUAUAAGCACAACACCAAUUACUACUAUAGAUUAUAAAGGUAUUACUCAGGCGUACAUAGAACAACAACCUGAAAAAAAUUACGAAGUAGAUGAAAAAAUUAGUGUUAUGACUGAAGGCCGUAGUCAUGGCGUUCAGAAGCCAAACAACGAAAACUGCAAACAGGAAAACUGCAAAGUGGGCUACGUAGUUGAAGGCAGACAGUACAAAAAAUACCGCGUGGAAGAAAGGACUCCAGACGGAUUUAUUGUCGGAGAGUAUGGUGUAGUUAGAAAUGAGGAUGGAGCGCUUAGAGGCGUUAGAUACACAGCGGACAGUGAAGCCAGCCCCCGUCUUAUACAAGACGCACUUAUGAAGUUCCUGCAGCUUAAAUAG